AUGGCUUCAAAGAAGAUAGUUCUUACAGUAAGUUGUUUAUGUCUGAUAUUCUUACAAAUAACAACUGCAUCUUCUGCCAAUAAAAAAAAACAGAGCCCAAAAAUGAUACUUAAAAAAUAUCAUAUUUAUAACGACUGCGAGCCACGCGAGACGUUGGUUAAAGUUUCAGAUUUGCUAUUUGGAUAUCAUAAAGAUUCGACUCCUAUGUACGUUACGUUAAAGCAAUGCCAAGGUGGGUCGUUCCAUAGUCCACUUACAGCAUGCCAACCAACUGAAUUUUCGAAUACUACAAUAUUGGUGGGAUUUCCAAAGCCUAACUCAGAUGAUAUUGAAAAGUGUUAUGAAUAUACUAUUAAGGAACAUAAAGCUUGUGAUAUCUUAUGUAAGACUAAAUCAGAACAUUGCAGGAAGGAGCAAUAUUAUGACGCAAACAAUUGUUCAUGUGAAUGUAAAAAUGAUAUGGAAUGUGAUGAGCCAAUGAUAUUUGACCCGAAAACAUGCAGCUGUGUUUGUCCAAAUGAAGAAGAGUGCACGCACGGUGCUAUAUGGAUUGCAAAACGGUGCAUGUGUAUGCUAGCAUACAUUAGUGAAGCAGGGAAAAAAAUGCUGAAGCCCAUGUAAAAGGCUAAAAAUAGAGUAUAUUAUUUACAUUGAAAUUGUAUUGAUACAGAAAAUAAAGCCAACUGUUAUGAAUUCAAAACAAAGAAAAAGCUGCACAAAAGCCUUACAUCUACUUACAACGUGUCUCAGUAAAACAUUUUGGCCGAAAGAAAGUAUGCAUUCAACAUUAGGGGAGGAAAAAAUCGACUUAAAAUAUUGCGGCUUACAAAUUU
Chrysoperla carnea is the source of this 833-nucleotide messenger RNA. Its product is annotated as balbiani ring protein 3-like. The transcript is spliced from 5 exons. The record is from RefSeq and is a predicted model, not a curated record. Lineage: Eukaryota; Metazoa; Arthropoda; Insecta; Neuroptera; Chrysopidae. Bases 1 to 621 code for a protein of 206 amino acids.